Messenger RNA from Esox lucius (northern pike), 672 nucleotides. RefSeq names its product ladderlectin-like. The transcript has 6 exons. The coding region runs from base 118 to 606 and encodes 162 amino acids. Lineage: Eukaryota; Metazoa; Chordata; Actinopteri; Esociformes; Esocidae. The record is from RefSeq and is a predicted model, not a curated record. Gene Ontology annotation, molecular function: signaling receptor activity.
UCUGGUCCUUAAAAAGGAGAGCAGUGACACAGAACUCACAUCACAGGGAGGAUCAUUGGAGAGAUUUGUAGAGGUCUUAAGUGAGAUAACUGACAAUUUCAUAAGGAAUCCCUCACCAUGGCAGGGUUGAUUAUUUUCCUGCUGCUCAGUGCUGCCUUUUCUCUGGGAGAUCCACAUUGGCGGCCACACAGGUGCCCUGGGGAAUGGCGCCAGUUUGGUUCCCAUUGUGUCAUUUUCGAUGAGACUCCAAGAUCUUGGGCGGCUGCGGAGUUCCACUGUCAGUCUCUUGGUGGACACCUGGCCUCAGUACACAGCUGGCUGGAGUCUAUAUUUCUGCAGGCGUUGACUAUAGAUUUACCUUUGACCUGGAUUGGAGGAACGGAUGGUGGUCAGCCUCAGAUGACACAGGUACCUCGUCAUACUGGUUACAAGAGCUGGUCCUGGACUGAUGGCUCUGGAUUUAAUUACCGACAGUGGGCAGAAGGAAUGCCUAACAACUCUAUUGCUGGAGAGUCGUGUAUUCAGAUGAAUUUUGGAGAUAAACAUCGCUGGAACAAUGAAGUCUGUGAAAAGCCCUUUGCUUCUGUCUGCUCACAAAGCGAUUGAAAUCAAUUGUUGCUGUCAUGUUUACCUAUUGAUUGUUGUGGUUGUCAAUAAAACAGCUGAACUCUA